CGUUCGGGCGCCGGAAGCGUGGGAUCCUCUGGGUCCCGCCCCAUUCUCUUGUCUCCGGGGCAACCGGCCGCAGCUCGGUCACUGUGUCUCCGCACCCGCUCACCGCGCGUCAUUGCCAGUCCACCCAGAAUGGCUUCCAAUCUGGCUCCUAAUCCCGAGUCGUUCGCUGACGUGGAGAACGAGACUGCCCAGCAGCAAAGGCCCUCGGUCUCGUGGAACUUAAGCUUGCCCACGGUCAAUACAGCCGCCACCCAAGCGACCCCCACUUCUGCCGCCUAUUCGGCCUCAUCCUUUCUCCGGCGCCGUAGGUUCGGCAACGGCCCCGAAGUCAAUUUAGGGAGCCAGCCGCACAUCAUCUUCCUGCGCCCGCGGACCGCGCAGCCGCUAGUGCUCUUCAGCUUAUUGAAUUCCAGUGAAGCAGCUGUGACAAAAUUUUUACCCAAGAGCCACUUAUCUCGGGUGAUUAUUCGUGACAACCUCAAUGCACAACGACUCUAUGAGAUGGAGAUUAAAGCUACAGAAAAGACCAAGAAAAAGAUGAGCCACUUGCAUGACCACCUGAAAAAAAAGUUCAUGAUGGACCAGAUCAGAAAGCUGGGGCGCUGGAAACGGGAAUCCAUGAAUAUCAGGCAUUACCUGGAUAGCUCCCGAGUAGCAAAGCCACUUUAUUCUAACAAGAAAGCCAACCGCUCUAGUCAAGGCAAUUGGUAUCCACGGGGACCAUGACAACACUCUACUGACAGGAGGAGAAGAUGUGGGAGCUAGCCAGCUAACACCAUCGUAGAACAAUAAACGGAGACCAGCAGGCAGUGGAG
Phyllostomus discolor (pale spear-nosed bat) is the source of this 815-nucleotide messenger RNA. RefSeq names its product chromosome 13 C5orf52 homolog (gene C13H5orf52). Bases 130 to 726 code for a protein of 198 amino acids. The transcript is spliced from 3 exons. The record is from RefSeq and is a predicted model, not a curated record. NCBI's taxonomy places the organism in Eukaryota, Metazoa, Chordata, Mammalia, Chiroptera, Phyllostomidae.